Messenger RNA from Lactuca virosa, 1056 nucleotides. The record is from the annotation of a GenBank genome assembly. NCBI's taxonomy places the organism in Eukaryota, Viridiplantae, Streptophyta, Magnoliopsida, Asterales, Asteraceae.
ACCGGAUCCACUAAAAUACGGUGUUCGCAUUUCUUUUCCUUUAUUAUCCAACAGAACUUCAUAUUCAUGGCUCGCUGCAAUCCCUUUCUUCGUGUUCUUCAAUUGGGGGUUUUGAACACUUAAAUUUAUCCACCACAGCUUCAACCUUUUUUUCCUUUGUUACUCCCAAACCGAUAUUUCCUACUCUUCUUCAAUUAUUCCUAUUAGUUUUCGGGGCUCAAAUCAAUAUAAAGGGACAUGGGGAAGAAUCAGGCGUACAAGGCGAUGCAGAGAUCAAGGGUGGGAUCUACCUCAGGCGGCCCCGAUGAUGUGGAUGACGGCAUGGUGGAUGGUUCAUUUCAUUCACCAGAGUGGCAUGCAGCUCGUUUGGCCAGCCUCAAAACUUCACAUACAGUUACUUGGGAAGAGUACAAAAAGAAGCAAAAGGAAGAAGAAAUUAAAAAGGGGGAGUUAGAAGCUGACAAAGAUAGAAUGAUGCGGGAAUAUCGAGCUCAACUAGAUGCAGAACGGGCAAGCAAGCUUGCCCAUGGCAAAAACCACUCUAAAAUUAAAUCUACUCAGAGGAAGAAGGAUAAUAAGAAGGACAAAGAUCUCAAGAAGCGCUCCAACAAAAAGAGAAAGCGUUUGAGGAAAUCUUGUGGGUCUAGUUCUUCUUCAAGUUCGUCAUCUGAGUCUUCAAGUAGUGAUGAUGAGGAUGAUUCCAGAGAAUCAAAAAGAAGGUCAAGAUCAAGAUCAAGGUCAAGAAAGAGGAAAGACAAGAGGCAGAGCUCAAAAUCCAAGCAUUCAAGUGGUGAUGAACAUGAGGCAGAUGGGCCUUUGCCCCUCUCCAGGUUCUUUGGGAACACAAAGAACUGAUGUUAAUUUAUCAUCAAUAUCACUAAAUCAAUGAAUGAUUAUUGUUUAUGUUUUACCCUGUAGUAAACUGUGAAUUAACCAGACAUAGUGUGAUACAUUUGCGGUUUUUAGACUCAUGUUUUUUGAGGUUGGGUUAAAUUAUUUUCCGUAGCACCUGAAUCUGAAUGAAUGGAAUGUUAUGCGAUGGUAUUUAUGUCACCA